This is a messenger RNA of Glycine soja, 1527 nucleotides long. RefSeq names its product cysteine proteinase 15A-like. Gene Ontology annotation, cellular component: lysosome. The transcript has 3 exons. Bases 209 to 1309 code for a protein of 366 amino acids. Gene Ontology annotation, molecular function: cysteine-type endopeptidase activity. NCBI's taxonomy places the organism in Eukaryota, Viridiplantae, Streptophyta, Magnoliopsida, Fabales, Fabaceae. The record is from RefSeq and is a predicted model, not a curated record.
AAUAUACGUGACAUCUUAGAUUUAAAUCACAGUAUUAUUAUUUAAAAACAAAUCUUGUCCAGUAGGUUUGAAGAAUCUUUUCCUAACCCCAAUAAUAGAGAAUCACGUGUCCAUAUUUCAUUGGUUACAUCCGUUUACAAUCUUCUGGGAAGCGUGCAUUAAAUUUUCCGAGAGGCCAAAAUAUCCAUUGCACCUUUCUCUUUCUCCGAUGGCUAAUCCCUCACUCUUGUUCUUCAGUCUCCUCCUAUUAUCCGCCACCGUAGCCGCCGCCGAACGGAUCGACGAUGAAGACGACCUUCUGAUCCGUCAAGUGGUGCCGGAUGCGGAGGACCACCACCUGCUCAACGCGGAGCACCACUUCUCCGCCUUCAAGACAAAGUUCGGCAAGACCUACGCCACGCAGGAGGAGCACGACCACCGCUUCCGUAUCUUCAAGAACAACUUGCUCCGCGCCAAGUCACACCAGAAAUUGGAUCCCUCCGCCGUCCACGGCGUCACCAGGUUCUCCGAUCUCACUCCGGCGGAGUUUCGCCGCCAGUUCCUCGGCCUGAAGCCGCUCCGCCUUCCCUCUGACGCUCAGAAGGCUCCGAUCCUACCGACCAACGACCUCCCUACCGAUUUCGAUUGGCGCGAACAUGGAGCCGUUACUGGAGUAAAAAAUCAGGGUUCGUGCGGAUCGUGUUGGUCCUUUAGCGCCGUUGGAGCGUUGGAAGGUGCUCAUUUUCUUUCUACAGGUGAGCUCGUGAGCCUUAGCGAGCAACAACUUGUGGAUUGCGAUCAUGAGUGUGAUCCGGAAGAGCGUGGAGCAUGUGACUCGGGUUGUAACGGUGGGUUGAUGACCACUGCAUUUGAGUACACACUCCAGGCUGGUGGACUAAUGCGAGAAAAGGAUUAUCCUUACACUGGAAGAGACCGUGGUCCCUGCAAAUUUGACAAGAGCAAAGUUGCUGCUUCCGUAGCUAACUUCAGUGUGGUUUCCCUUGAUGAAGAACAAAUUGCAGCAAAUUUGGUCCAGAAUGGUCCUCUUGCAGUUGGUAUCAAUGCAGUUUUUAUGCAGACAUAUAUUGGUGGCGUCUCAUGCCCAUAUAUCUGCGGCAAGCAUUUGGAUCACGGGGUUCUUUUGGUGGGGUAUGGUUCUGGUGCUUAUGCUCCAAUUCGUUUUAAGGAAAAGCCUUACUGGAUCAUAAAGAAUUCAUGGGGGGAGAGCUGGGGAGAAGAGGGAUAUUACAAGAUCUGCAGAGGUCGCAAUGUAUGUGGGGUGGACUCGAUGGUCUCAACUGUCGCUGCUAUACAUGUUUCUAACAAUUAAAUAUAAGGAUGGAUGCCUAAACGUGGUAGGGGCACCAGUAUAGUAUGUAUGUAAAUAAUUUGCACGAUGUAAUGUUAUGAAGGAGGAAACUGCUAAGCACAUGUUUAUGCUUUUAUUCUGUAAUUCUCUAUGCUAGCUAGUCUAGCCACAAAUCAUUACCCACUGUUAUAGUUAUUGCAAGUAACCUGAAUGAAAUUAAUUUGAGUUCUCACAGUUAA